Pteronotus mesoamericanus is the source of this 1176-nucleotide messenger RNA. It is a transcript of the gene SPATA31F3, whose product is annotated as SPATA31 subfamily F member 3. Lineage: Eukaryota; Metazoa; Chordata; Mammalia; Chiroptera; Mormoopidae. The transcript is spliced from 5 exons. The record is from RefSeq and is a predicted model, not a curated record. Bases 1 to 1176 code for a protein of 391 amino acids.
AUGUUGAGCCCAACAUUUGUUCUGUGGGAAAUUGGAUAUCCCUUUUACACUUAUGGCUCUAUCAUUAUUAUUGCAUUAAUUAUUUGGCAAGCGAAAAAGAACCACCAAAAAUUGAAGUUGGGACCUAACAGGAGCUAUUGCCGGCAUCAACGGAGAGUCAAACAAAGGGCUAAAGAUAGAACAUCAAGAGCUAGGAGACUUUCCCGGAAAGAAGCUGAGAAGCCAUGGGAGCUGCUGUCUGUCAUGAAAAGCCAAGACUGGUUUCCUCCGGAGGGAAGUGUGCGGAGGCUCCUGUGUGCAGACCCCUCCUGCCCCAUCUGCAAUGCUGUGGCUCUGGAGAUUAAGCAGUUGCUGGCGAGUGAGAACACCCCAGUCUCUCCCACUUCAUCGGGGCCAUCACAGGGCUCCUCUUGCUUAGAGAUUUUGUCCAAAUCUAGUUUGUCUUUUGAUCGGAGUCAGAGUUCUCAGCACUCCAAAGAGCUUUCAUAUCCAUCGGCUACCCCCUCAAUGUCACAACUAAUGGAUCAGAAGAAAUCCUUAACCCAGUCAACUGCCCAGUCAACUGCCCAGUCAGCUGGUGCAGUCAGCAUCCAAGAUUACUGGGCUGACCACCAGCUAAAGCAGGGAUUUCAAGCACCAGAUAUGUCCUGGGAUGCAGGCGUUCUGUCUUCUUCAAGCCUUGAGGAGUAUAGGAUUCCUGUGAAUCAGCAGGACAAAAAGAGCAACAUCAAAUGUCUCUGGGAGAAACAAGAAGCUGCAGAAGCUGGCUUGGGAAAUAAGAGGAAGCAUGUUCCACACUGGAUUAACCCCAAGGUGAAAGGUGAAGGGAAUAAGGAAUCCAUUCUCCUCUCUAAGGAUGAAACACUGGCCAAAACUACGACAAAAAAGAUUGAGAAGAGCCCACCCUCCACCAAAGGCCCUGUGAGGCUAGCUAAGUUGGAGAAGACAACAGAGGACAAGGGUAUCACUUUCUUUGAUGCCCACCAGUGCCUAGACAACGAAGUCCAGCAACAGCCCUUUCAGUCCAGCCGCUCCUGGUUCCAGUGCUUUUCCCACAGCAGCCCUAAGCACUAUCCUCAACUGACUUAUGCCACACAACCCAAAAUCUCAACUCUCACUUCAGCAGGAGGCAUUGGCCUAUACAAGAAUACCCAUUCCAGAAAAAAGGAGUUCUGA